AUGUCUUUAAAUCUAUUAUCAAACAUACAUUUUGAUAAGGAAUAUAAUGUAAAUUCUUAUUCUAAUUCAGUCUUUUCUAAAUUUGCCAAUUCCACUCCCGAUGGAUCAUGUUUUUCCAUUACUACUAGUGCAAAUUCGAUUUUAUUUUAUGACAUUGACGAAAACAUAGAGAAUGCUUCCAAACACUUCACCAAUGGCAGUUCAAUUCCCAGUGUACUCAGUAUUGAGCCUCGUUUGACUAUAAACAUCCACGACGAUGUUAGGGACUUUUGCUGGUUCCCGAAUUUCAGUAGAAGCUGCCCUGACUCCUGGUGUUUUUUGAUCGCAGUUCGAAAUAGGCCCGUUAAUCUCUACGAUUCUCUCAAUGGCUCAAAACACUUGACUUACAAACCUAUAAAUGCAGUUGGCGAGAUAGCUCAAAUAUAUUCCAUUGAUUUCCACCCUCUGGGUAAAUAUUUCGUCUGCGGAUCUUCGUCCAGUGUGUACGUCUUCGACAUCGAGUCCCCUGGGGAGCACCUUGAGCUGCGGAAACUGUCCACGAAGAAGACUCCUGGUCAGAAGGGCAUUGUUUCCUGCAUUUCUCACAACAGCUUUGGCCAUGGAAACACCUAUGCCUGCGGCAGUUACAACAGCACGGUUUCCAUCUAUGACCACAAUGAGUCCAGGAACGUUAGCAUAGUUGGCGACUUUCUUGAUCCAGAGUUUCCUCUUAAUCCGAUCACCCACGUUAAGUGGAUCGACGAAUCCAGAAUACUCGUUGGAUGCAGGAACGACUUCUAUUUACGGCUUUACGACGUUCGUGGCGACGUCAGUGUUCCUGUUCAGAGGUUCCACAGGCCCGUUGCCUCAAACCAAAAGGUCACUUUCGACUGCAGGGACAAUUUGGUAGUUUCAGGUUCGUUCAACUCCCUCUAUCAAUACCUCAACUAG
Molecule: messenger RNA, 930 nt
Organism: Theileria orientalis strain Shintoku
Lineage: Eukaryota; Apicomplexa; Aconoidasida; Piroplasmida; Theileriidae
Exons: 5
Coding region: 1-930 (309 amino acids)
Molecular function (GO): protein binding
Source: RefSeq, a predicted model, not a curated record